Molecule: messenger RNA, 4253 nt
Organism: Molossus molossus (Pallas's mastiff bat)
Lineage: Eukaryota; Metazoa; Chordata; Mammalia; Chiroptera; Molossidae
Gene: F13A1
Product: coagulation factor XIII A chain
Exons: 16
Coding region: 334-2532 (732 amino acids)
Biological process (GO): peptide cross-linking; blood coagulation, fibrin clot formation
Molecular function (GO): protein-glutamine gamma-glutamyltransferase activity
Source: RefSeq, a predicted model, not a curated record
UUAAGAGCCAACUUUCUUGUCGGUUUUUCCUGUGUCCUUUUGAGGAAGUACCCUAGAGACACACAGAGCCAGCCUGUGCUGGGAUACCGCAGGAGGGGACCGCAGGAAGGGGAAGAGGCUUGGAGCGAGGGCAGUGUCAGCACCACGGCCCGGGAAGUGCGGUCAGCGGGCUCUGUCCAGCCCUAUCAAACACUGCAGUGUGCCUCCCCCUCACCUGCCGGACUCUCCAGCUCCUGCUCCUGCUCCUUGUGGUGACUGUACUGCUGAAUUCUGUUGGGCUGGACCCUGCCACCACCAGACCAGUAGUUCUCCAAGGAGCCUGUGAAGCUGAGAAUGUCGGAGACCCGCACAACCACCUUUGGAGGCAGGAGAGCUGUCCCCCCCAACAACUCUAAUGCUGAAGAGAACAACCCCCCUACUGUGGAGCUGCAGGGCCUGGUGCCCCGAGGCGUCAACCUGCAAGACUACCUUCAUGUCACGAGUGUUCACCUGUUCAAGGAGCAAUGGGACGCCAACAAAGUGGAUCACCACACUGACAAGUACAACAACAACAAUCUGAUUGUACGUAGAGGACAGUCUUUCUACAUCCAGAUUGACUUCAAUCGUGCAUACGACCCCAGAAAAGAUCUCUUCAGAGUGGAAUAUGUCAUUGGGCGCUACCCUCAAGAGAACAAGGGAACCUACAUCCCGGUUCCUAUCCUGUCGGAGCUGAGAAGUGGCAAGUGGGGGGCCAAAGUCAUCAUGAGACAGGACAGGUCUGUCCGGCUGUCCAUCCAGUCUUCCCCAGAGUGCAUUGUGGGGAAAUUCCGCAUGUACGUUGCCAUUUGGACCCCCUAUGGAAUACUCCGCACCAGCCGCGACCCAGAAACAGACACCUACAUUCUCUUCAAUCCUUGGUGUGAAGAGGAUGCUGUGUACCUGGACAAUGAUAAAGAAAGAGAAGAGUAUGUCCUGAAUGACGUCGGGGUUAUUUUUCAUGGAAACGCCAGUAACGUCAAGACUAGAAGCUGGAGCUAUGGUCAGUUUGAGAAUGGCAUCCUGGACGCUUGCCUGCAUUUGAUGGACAAAGCACAGAUGGACCUUUCGGGCAGAGGGAAUCCCGUCAAAGUCAGCCGCGUUGGGUCUGCAAUGGUUAAUUCCAAAGAUGAUGAUGGUGUCAUUGUUGGAUCCUGGGACAACAUCUAUGAGUAUGGGGUCCCUCCAUCAGCCUGGACUGGAAGCAUCGACAUUCUGUUGGAAUAUCAUAGUUCCAAGAAUCCAGUUCGGUAUGGUCAGUGCUGGGUUUUUGCUGGUGUCUUUAACACAUUCUUGCGAUGCCUUGGGAUACCGGCGAGAGUCGUUACCAACUACUUCUCAGCCCACGAUAACAAUGCCAAUUUGCAAAUGGACAUCUUCCUGGAAGAAGAUGGGAAUGUGAAUUCCAAACUCACCAAGGACUCCGUGUGGAACUACCACUGCUGGAACGAAGCCUGGAUGACGAGGCCUGAUCUUCCCGUUGGGUUUGGAGGCUGGCAGGCCGUGGACAGCACCCCUCAGGAAAACAGUGACGGGAUGUACCGGUGCGGCCCGGCCUCCGUUCAAGCCAUUAAGCACGGUCACGUCUGCUUCCAGUUUGAUGCGCCCUUUGUGUUUGCGGAGGUCAACAGUGAUCUUGUUUACAUCACAGCUAAGAAAGAUGGCACUCAUGUGGUAGAAGCUGUAGAUACCACCCACAUUGGGAAAUUAAUUGUGACCAAAGAAACUGGAGGAGAUGGCAUGAAGGAUAUUACUGAUACCUACAAAUUUCAAGAAGGACAAAAGGAAGAGAGACUGGCCCUGGAAACUGCCCUGAUGUACGGGGUUAAAAAGCCCCUCAACACGGAAGGCGUGGCGAAACCGAGGUCCGACGUGACCAUGGACUUCGAAGUGGCAAACGCCGUGCUGGGCAAAGACUUCAAGGUCACCAUCACCUUCCAGAACAACAGCCCCAACUCUUACACCAUCACUGCCUAUCUCUCGGGCAAUGUCACCUUCUACACCGGGGUCUCCAAGGAGGAAUUCAAGAAGGAGACAUUCGAUGUGGCCCUGGAGCCCAUGUCCUUCAAGAAGGAGGAGGUGCUGGUCAGAGCCGGCGAGUACAUGGGCCAGCUGCUGGAGCAGGCGUCUCUGCACUUCUUUGUCACCGCUCGUGUCGAAGAGACCAGGGACAUUCUGGCCAAGCAGAAGUCCACUGUGCUGACCAUCCCCAAGGUCAUCAUCAAGGUCCGUGGCCCUCAGAUGGUCGGUUCUGACAUGGUCGUGACUGUUGAGUUCACCAAUCCUUUGCAAGAACCCCUGAGAAACGUGUGGAUGCGCCUGGAUGGUCCCGGAGUGGUAAAACCGAUGACGAAGCUGUUCCGUGAAAUCCAGCCCAACUCCACUGUGCAGUGGGAAGAAGUGAGUCGGCCUUGGGUCUCCGGCCCUCGGAAGCUGAUAGCCAGCAUGACCAGUGACUCCCUGAGACACGUGUACGGCGAGCUGGAUUUGCAGAUUCAGAGAAGGCCUUCUGUGUAAAUGCACAAGAGGCUGAGAUGGGCCCGGGCACUUGGCCUCUUGUAGUCUUGGCUAAGGAAAUGCUAACGCAGAAACAGUCAGCUCUUGCUUUAACUUAGAUGCGAAGACCCAGACCGGCCUGGAUGAGGUGCCAGGGUGGGGAUGCGUGUAUUUCAAAGACGUACUUUCCUAAAUUCAGGCUACUCAGAGUGGAAGUUAGUUUUUAAUCACUCCACCUUCCAAAGGAUUUUGAGGAUUAGCUUUAAUUAAGCCCUAAUUAAGCUCUCAUAGCUCAUAAGAGUAAAAGUCAUCAUUUAUCAUCACAAAUGGCUGCAGCUUCAAAUAUCAGAGGACUUCCCUUAGCAAGGGGAUUUGCUUAAUACCUGGCCUCAUGUAAAACAAGACUUCUGGUCCCCCACUCAGCCUUUUAUAAGGGUAACAUACUCCCCCAAAUGAAGGGGAACAUCAUUCGGGCCCUAACAUUCUGUUCCCAUUUCUCAGAAGCAGGCUCUGUGUCAGAACAGUUUUCCCAUGGAUUGAGUUCAACAUCAUCUGUCUUCUUGGCAAAGCUGCAGAAAGGUCUUUCAUCUCGCACCUGCAGCAAAGCAACUACCUGCCAAAUUGCACAGCUUUGCGUGGUGAGGAAAUGUGGCCCCACAUUAACAAAUUGCAUUUGUGAGAAACUUAAUCACCUAAGAGGAGCUAAGCAAGCAGGUGCAAUACUCAGAUCUAUUAAAUAAUGUAGUUUUAUGGUGCAUUUUAUAAGAGGUAUCACACCACGGCCUGACAGCAGGAACCAAUAGCCCUUACUUUAACCUUUUCUGGGCUGCGGUGCAAGCAUCUCUCAGAGGCAUUGCAGGUUUGUCUCCAGACCACCACAAUAAAGCAAAUAUCCUAACAAAGCAACUUGUAAUCUUUUUGCUGGUAAAGGAUCUUGCCUUCAAUUUGUACAAAAAUACAAGGAUGCCUGUACUAGAAAGUAAUGAGUCUAGCUUGGGACAGGAAUGAGGAAUUAGUCUCUUUAACUGGUAAUUACACUUCACCUGUCUCUCUGGGAUCAUCUUUGCAUAAUGAUGCUGGCCCAGAUACAUUUUCAGAAAUAAAAUAAGCCCAACAAUUUGGAGAAGCUGGCAGAUUUAGUGACCAAACACAUGGGAGGAUGGGCAGCUGUUAAUUCUCUCUUGUCCUUCACAACACCCAUGUUGAGACCUCAGCUCAUCACUCAGGGGCUGAGAGGUGAUGUGGACUCCACCCUGCAAAUAGCCAGUAGCGCUGCAGACCCUGUGAGAGAAGAUGUUGACAUCAUUUAUAUUGUGCUCCAAGGUUUCAACGGACAAGACUGCCUGGUAUUUAUUUGCAAAGCUGAUUUAUGGUCAGAAUUACCCACUGAUAUGCCUAGGGUAUGAUUUAGGUCAAUAGAUUGUGAUUCUUAAUGAAUAAGCAAAAAGCAGAAAGAAACCUGAGGGAGAAACCGGAGUGGAAGUCUUGGUCUAUAUAACCGCAUUUCUAAGCCUUUGAGACUGUUUCUGAGCCUUUAGCCCGGGAAGCCAUGAGGGUAGCUGGUCCCUGUGAGCACGUCAUGCUAACUCUGUACGUGAUCUCCCAGCACUUACCAAGCCUUCCGAUAGCCAAUCUGAAAGUUAAAUGCAUUUUGCUCGACUGUUAAACUGACUUAACAUAGCAUAUUCUUAUUAACAAGAAUGUAAUCAAAGCUUAAAAUAAAGCGAAUCUGAUUGUAUUUG